ACUGAGCCCUGACAGCUGUCCUCACUUGACGUUUGCGAGCAAGUUAGCCAGACAGACGAUGAUGUGAGGAAAUGCACCGGGAAUUCUUCGACCAUGGCUAGUCUGUGGCUUCCUCUGGUGGUGCUCCUUCACUCUGUCCUCUACAAAAGCUGCCAAGCUCUCCGCUGCAACUGCACCACAACCCUUUGUGAGAAGGCUGGCUACCAGUGUGAGACUGAUGGAGCGUGCAUGGUCUCCACAUCCUUCCUAGAGGGCCAGGAGGAGCCCAUCCGUACCUGCAUCACCAAAGCCGAUCUGGUGCCCCCAGGACAGCCCUUCUACUGCCUGAGCGCUGAAGGAUUUCUCAGCAGACACUGCUGCUACACCGACUACUGCAACAGCAUUGACCUCAAAGUACCAUCUGUGACGACCGACUCCGGCCCGGUGGGGGGCUAUGGACCAGGGGGCACAUGGGGUCUGGUGGAACUGGUGGCUGUGAUUGCUGGACCGCUGUCCCUGCUCUGCCUGCUGCUACUGGUUGGCUUUUUUAUGUACCAGUACCACCACAGAGCCUACAGCCACCGACAGAGACUGGAAGUAGAGGAUCCAUCAUGCGAAAACCUCUAUUUGGCCAAAGACAGGACUCUGCAGGACCUCAUUUAUGAUCUGUCCACAUCUGGUUCGGGCUCAGGUCUGCCCCUGUUUGUGCAAAGAACAGUGGCCAGAACAAUUGUCCUGCAAGAGAUCAUUGGCAAGGGGCGGUUUGGAGAAGUGUGGCGGGGACGUUGGCGUGGCGGUGACGUGGCAGUGAAAAUCUUUUCCUCCAGAGAGGAGCGCUCCUGGUUCCGUGAGGCUGAAAUCUAUCAGACCAUUAUGCUGCGACAUGAGAACAUCCUGGGCUUCAUCGCUGCUGACAACAAAGACAAUGGAACCUGGACUCAGCUGUGGCUGGUGUCGGACUACCACGAACACGGCUCUCUGUUCGACUACCUGAACCGCUACUCUGUCACCACCGAAGGAAUGAUAAAGCUGGCUCUGUCUGCCGCCAGCGGUCUGGCCCAUCUGCACAUGGAGAUUCUUGGAACACAAGGAAAGCCAGGCAUCGCUCACCGAGACCUCAAGUCCAAGAACAUCCUGGUGAAGAAGAACUGCUCCUGUGCGAUUGCCGAUUUGGGUCUAGCCGUCCGCCACGACUCCGUCUCAGACACGAUCGACAUCGCGCCGAAUCAGAGGGUUGGAACCAAGAGGUACAUGGCUCCCGAGGUCCUGGACGAAACCAUCAACAUGAGACACUUCGACUCCUUCAAAUGUGCCGACAUUUACGCUCUUGGUCUGGUCUACUGGGAGAUCGCACGCCGCUGCAACAGUGGAGGCAUCCAUGAAGAAUACCAGCUGCCCUACUUUGACCUGGUGCCCUCUGACCCCUCCGUCGAUGACAUGAGAAAGGUUGUCUGUGACCAGAAGCUGCGCCCCAACAUCCCCAACUGGUGGCAGAGUUAUGAGGCGCUGCGGAUCAUGGGCAAGAUCAUGCGGGAGUGUUGGUACUCGAACGGAGCCGCCAGGCUGACGGCCCUGCGCAUCAAGAAGACCCUGUCUCAGCUGAGCAUCCAGGAGGACAUCAAAGUCUGAGAGAUAGGAACAGAGCAAAGAGGCACUUUGUAAAAUAUUCCUCCAUAAACACUCCUGGAAACGUAGAAGCCUUGACUUCUGACAAACCCUACCUCGCUUACCCAGCCAAACGACCAGGAACACCUUUCCCCGUCGGCUCCUCAGCUCCUGCUGCCCUCCUGCCACCUUUCUUCCUCUCCAACACCUCCAAGGACUUCCUGUGGCCCGGAUGCUGUACAGUGGCACACGGGAAGCGCUCGGCCGAGGAUGUGCAGAGGCUCGGCAACAAUCCUUUUUUUUUUUUUAAACUAGUGGUUUUUAAACAAGCGGGUGGUUUUUAAAGGUUUUCCUGUUGUCAGACAGCGACACCACGCACGCAUCACUUUUCAGUCGAAUCCGUGGAGGAAAAUAGUCCCAUGUGGUCCCCACACUAGUGACGUUCAUGCAUCGCGAUGAAUGUAGUAGCUUAGACAGUCAGUGCAAACGCUAACUGCAGACUCAAACCAGGUGAGAUGAGACUUUAGCUCCUCCCAUAAACCCUCAGGUCGUCCGUGUGCUCGCCAGUCGACUCGCUUUCUUUCGUCUUCUCGUAGUGAAACCAGCUUUAACGCUAUAAGUCGUUUGGAAGAGCCCAUCCAAGCACAUUCCUUUCAGGUGUAGAGUUUGAUGUCGAACAUUGACUGCCAGAGUCGCUCACCGACAUCAGGCCCCGUCAUCCAUCGGUACUUCACGCGUCAGGUAGCGCCAUGCUACACGUCCCACUUCCCUCCAUCACCUCACUGUCUUACACUGUUUCCAACAAGAGCAACAUGUUCCGUUUUUUUAACCUCCUUUUACAACACUAACUCCAGGAAUCAGAACGAUGGUCUGUUUGAAUAUAUUUUAAUAAUGUGCUCAGCAUGUCCUUCCCCUCAGGGUGUGAUCUUCCCACAUGCACAUGAACGUCUGUGAUACUUGUAUAUGUGAAUUGUAUUUGUUUUUACCCGACUGUAGGUCAUGCUUUAGAUGAUUCUAUUUUUAUACCUGAUUUGUGGCUCGGCUGUCGACGGAGAAGAACCUACUGAUGUCUAAAGUAACAUUCCCGUGUGAUUCAGGCACUGCACAGCGCUUCGUCUCCCCCGCCGCCUCCCGUCCAUGCUCCUCCUUUGUGUUCGCUACACGAUACCUCCUCAAUGCGCGAACGCGGGCGGAAGGUUCCUGUCGAGCUGUCAGAAAUGACUUCUCAAUGUUAAUACUUCAGGAAAUCGGUGCACUUUUGUCUUUGACUGUAUGCAAAUUGAACAGGUACUGUUGUGUCUACUCUUCCCCGUGUUAUUUAUAUGAAUAUGCUGAGAUUCCUGUGAAAGCCUGGAAGGCCACAUGUGCACUACUACUGACCUCACGGCACUAAAAAAAACAAACCAAAUUGCUCUCAGUCAAACAUGACCAGUGUUUAUUCCAGUUCACUCCACUGAAAUAGAGAAUGUUUACACGAACCAUGCCACUUCAGUACACUCUUGUCUGGACACUGUACAGCUCAUCUGAAGUUUCUCUGGGAGAGGAAAUGUCGAAGCUAAAUAUUGAUCUAGUAUUUACUAAUAUUCUUACAAUCACCUGCACUGUCUUGUUUCCCUGUGAUGUUCGACUGCUCUGGCUUCUGCUGCUUUAGACUGGACACUGUCAUUGGAUAAGGGGCUCGUUCAAUGGUGGUGGGGGGUGUCUUGCUCCAGCCAGGGCAGGAGAAGCUACUGCAACUAUGUAUAAACCCUCUGGUCAUGUGACAUCUAAUAGAGUAAAGAUUCAAUUGGUA
Synchiropus splendidus (mandarinfish) is the source of this 3376-nucleotide messenger RNA. Its product is annotated as activin receptor type-1B-like. The transcript has 9 exons. Gene Ontology annotation, biological process: nervous system development; cellular response to growth factor stimulus; activin receptor signaling pathway. NCBI's taxonomy places the organism in Eukaryota, Metazoa, Chordata, Actinopteri, Syngnathiformes, Callionymidae. Gene Ontology annotation, cellular component: activin receptor complex; plasma membrane. Gene Ontology annotation, molecular function: ATP binding; activin receptor activity, type I; activin binding. The record is from RefSeq and is a predicted model, not a curated record. The coding region runs from base 94 to 1608 and encodes 504 amino acids.